This is a messenger RNA of Acomys russatus (golden spiny mouse), 2918 nucleotides long. It is a transcript of the gene Adra1a, whose product is annotated as adrenoceptor alpha 1A. Lineage: Eukaryota; Metazoa; Chordata; Mammalia; Rodentia; Muridae. The record is from RefSeq and is a predicted model, not a curated record. Gene Ontology annotation, cellular component: membrane. Gene Ontology annotation, biological process: regulation of cardiac muscle contraction; adenylate cyclase-activating adrenergic receptor signaling pathway; phospholipase C-activating G protein-coupled receptor signaling pathway. The transcript has 2 exons. Bases 918 to 2357 code for a protein of 479 amino acids. Gene Ontology annotation, molecular function: alpha1-adrenergic receptor activity.
AGCUUGGGGUUUGGGUGUCAUUAUUUGAGGAGGGGAGGUUGUUUUCAUAUUUUGCUUGGUUUUGCUUUGGAUGUUGAGCUUAGCCAAGGCGAGGUGAAGCACGAAAAGGUAGCUUCCCAGGGGACUAGGGAGGACUGCGAAGGGGACAGAGCAUAAGGUCCCCUCCCUUGUCCCGUGUUGCCUACGUCAGGGCCCGCACAAAGCCACUCUCGGACUGCAGAGCUGCGGGCUCCCAGUAGGAGUCUGGUUAUUGGGCGAGCUCAGCAGGGCCUGGCUGCCUAAGGCGCCUGGCUCACGAUCUGAUCCGCCUUUUUCUUUGCGCUUUUUCUUUUCAGUUGGAUUCGGAUAAACGAAGCUCCGGGGGCCACUUCGGUCUCAGCAAAUAUUUCUGACUCAUGUCACCUCGUCUGAACGCCUAGAAGCUGAAGCUAGCAGCGACCCAUAGUUGGGUGGCCAAGCUGAGAGCAACUGCCAGCCAGCUGCAGCGCCCAGAUAUCCAGGGUCCCUGCCAUGAGCUUCCACAGCUGAGCCACACUUAGCUACCAUUUCAGCAAAGACUGACCAUAGACUUGCGAAUUUCGAAUUUACAUAUGGAUGCACAGGAUGGAUCAGACCGAACAGAAGAGCAGAUUUUUGUAAUUUCUGGUUGUUUUCCCAGCAUGCCCCUUUGAACCUCGCUGCAAGCUCUGGUAGGGAAGGUGCCCUCAGAAGCCCAGAACGCCCCUGGCCAUGUCACCUUCAAUGCCCUGUGCCUUAGUGCAGCCCUCCGAGGGUUCCCAGGGCUGCCCAGGGUGGUUUCCAACAGGUGUGCUCACUCCCUCCCCCAGCCCAACCCAGCUGGCAGGAUUCUCCCAAGCUGAAAUUUUUUGACUUGGCUUCCUCACUCCUGCUUCCGCACCCCCCACCAAAGGGUAGCCAUGCAAAGCCGGACCUUGGCCACCCCACUCCCUGAGACCAUGGUGCUUCUCUCUGAAAAUGCUUCCGAAGGCUCCAACUGCACCCACCCACCAGCACCAGUGAACAUUUCUAAGGCCAUUCUGCUUGGGGUGAUCUUGGGGGGCCUCAUCAUUUUUGGAGUGCUGGGGAACAUCUUAGUGAUCCUUUCAGUGGCCUGUCAUCGGCAUCUGCACUCGGUGACUCACUACUACAUUGUCAACCUGGCUGUAGCAGACCUCCUCCUAACUUCCACCGUGCUGCCCUUCUCUGCCAUCUUUGAGAUACUAGGCUACUGGGCUUUUGGCAGGGUUUUCUGCAACAUCUGGGCAGCGGUGGACGUCCUAUGCUGCACAGCGUCCAUCAUGGGCCUCUGCAUCAUCUCCAUUGACCGAUACAUUGGUGUGAGCUACCCACUGCGCUACCCCACCAUUGUCACCCAGAGGAGGGGCGUCAGGGCUCUGCUCUGUGUCUGGGCGCUUUCCUUGGUCAUCUCCAUCGGACCCUUGUUCGGCUGGAGGCAGCCGCCUCCUGAGGAUGAGACCGUCUGCCAGAUCAACGAGGAGCCGGGUUAUGUGCUGUUCUCCGCGCUGGGCUCUUUCUACGUGCCACUGACCAUCAUCCUGGUUAUGUACUGCCGAGUCUAUGUGGUAGCCAAGAGGGAAAGCCGAGGCCUCAAGUCAGGCCUCAAGACCGACAAGUCAGACUCGGAGCAAGUGACGCUCCGUAUCCACCGGAAAAACGUCCCAGCAGAAGGCAGCGGGGUGAGCAGUGCCAAGAAUAAGACUCACUUCUCCGUUCGGCUGCUCAAGUUUUCCCGGGAGAAGAAAGCCGCCAAGACUCUAGGCAUCGUGGUGGGUUGCUUUGUCCUUUGCUGGCUGCCCUUCUUCCUAGUGAUGCCCAUUGGGUCCUUCUUCCCGGACUUCAAGCCUCCGGAAACCGUUUUCAAAAUAGUAUUUUGGCUGGGGUACCUAAACAGCUGCAUCAACCCCAUCAUAUACCCAUGCUCCAGUCAGGAGUUCAAGAAAGCCUUUCAGAACGUCCUGCGAAUCCAGUGUCUCCGCAGAAGGCAGUCUUCCAAGCAUGCUCUGGGCUACACCCUGCACGCGCCCAGCCAGGCUCUAGAGGGACAGCAUAGAGACAUGGUGCGUAUCCCCGUGGGCUCGGGAGAGACGUUCUAUAAGAUCUCCAAAACAGACGGAGUCUGUGAAUGGAAGUUUUUCUCUUCCAUGCCCCAGGGAUCGGCUAGGAUUACGGUGCCGAAGGACCAAUCUGCCUGUACCACAGCUCGAGUGAGGAGUAAAAGCUUUCUGCAGGUCUGCUGCUGUGUGGGGUCCUCGACCCCCAGCCUUGAAGAAAAUCACCAAGUCCCAACCAUUAAGAUCCACACCAUCUCCCUUGGUGAAAAUGGGGAGGAAGUCUAGGGGAUGGGAAAGGUCACAGGACGAGGGAUGACACUGACUCCCACUCGGAAGGCCAGUGAAUGCUUCUUAAAGGACAAGCAGGGACCGUUCAUGGAGGGGAUCCUCUGGGAAAGAGGAGAGGGAGGGUACCAGUUUGUCCGGUAAGUGGGUAGGAUGCAGAGGAAGAGGCAGGGCAUCUGGCAACUAACUAACUGGUUCUGAAUGAUGGUGGGAGGCCCGUUGCCCUUCAGCUCAAAGACCUCAGUCAUUCUCUGGUCCUGCUUCCCACUACAGACCCUUUCGACAAGAAACACCAUGGGAAAGAAAGAAAAUCUCAUCCACAAUCCAAAAAGACUAUAAAUACAGGAUGAUGAUUUCAUUGUGAAUAUUUUGAGCACACACUCUAAGUUUGGAGUUAUUUCUCGAUGGAAGGGAGGGGAUUUUAUUUUCAGGCUGAACCUACUGGCGACUAUAUUAGACAUUUAUGGAAAGGGGACCUAGAAAGGAGUGUGGGGUAGUGGCCAGCGUGUUUUUAAAGUGAGUUUGGAAGGACCACCAGAUUCUCAGCUUGGGUAAACCUAG